CUAGUAGAUUCAUACAGUGCUAUAAACUUGGACAUAAUAUAAAAUUUUAGUUACACUCAAGAAUGUGGAUGUGUUGUCUAGUGAUAAUUGUCGUGCCUUAUUAAUUUAUUUUAGGUGAAUCUAAGAAGUUUUAUAGGAAUUAGUCUACCUUGUAACUGCAAUGGAGGGUAUAUACAAAGUCAAUUUGAUACCUAGUGAUCUGAGUACGGAGGAAACUAUAUUGCAAAUCGCCGAUACUCUUGAUAAUCUCAAUGGAAUAGUUGAUGACGUGUUCGCUCGGCUAAUGGGUCGAAUACAACAAAAUAUGGAUAAGACAAAUAAACUGAAUGAAAGGAUUGAAACUUCUAGAAGCAAAGUCGAGAAAUUGUCUGGCAUGCAAAAGGCUAUAAAAGUUUUCUCUGGCUCGAAAUAUCCUGCUUCGAUAAAACAUGAACAUUACGAAUCUGUAUUUGGUUUAGAUGGAUAUAAAUAUGUGCCUCGUAAAGCAGUCCUGAGUGGGAAGACUCAUGGACAGCACAAUGAUAAAGGGAUACAGGAAAAACUUCAUUUCUACCAUGUUAAAGUGGCACAACUUAAAAGUCCUAAGCCAAAACAGGAUUUCAAUUUGAACGCUGUCAUUGAAGACAUGUCGACGGUGGGCGAGCUGUUGGUAUUCAAUACGGAUGAAAGCCCCUACUUUGGUACGAUGAGCAAGGUACCAGCUUACGUGCCCAGAGUCACUCCGAGUGUUGAAAACAAGAGUUUGCUCGAAGCUGCACCGUCUUCAAUUACGAAUAGAGACGUAUUGAAGCGAGAAGCGGAUGAGUACAUGUACGCGCCGGGGAUGGGAAUGGUGCCGGAAUUAGAAAUGCCACUUGAUUUGCCUCAUCUACCGGGGAUAGCGGGGGAUGUUCAGUUCUCGAUUAUCAGCGAUGGAUCGAUCGCUCCAUCAGUUGUUACUUCGCCCGUGGCACCGGUGGUUACAUUACCUGAGGUUGAAUUGCCGGAUUUGGAAGAACUGCCCGAUGUGGAUGAUAUGAAAGCUCCUGAAGAGGCACCGUUGCCGGACAUCCCGGACGCGCCGCCUGCUCUGGUGGCCCAGGGUGCGCCGUCGAUGCCACCGCCUCCGCCACCGCCACCACCACCACCACCGCCACCACCACCGAUGGAAGUUGAACCAGCAGUCAGCAGUAUACGGACGGAGAAGCCCCCACCACCGCCUGUAGGGGGAGGAGACGCGCACGCCAACCUGAUGGAUGCCAUCAGGAAGGCAGGCGGCGCCGGACGCGCCAAGCUACGCUCUGCCACCGACAUCACUCCUAAUCAGACAUCUAAACCGAGCGGCGGCGACCUGAUGGCGGACCUGCACGCCAAACUGUCGAUGCGGCGGCGCGGUAUCUCGGGCGCCGAGCGUGGCUCCGUGCUGCACACGCUGGCCAGCGUGAUCCCCGAGCCCACCGAGAGCUCCCCGGCGCGCUCCUCCAGCGACGACGACUGGGAAUAACGACAACUGGUACUCUGACACGCCUAAUAACUACGGAAAUAUGGGACAACUGGUACAACUUUGCAGCAGCUAAUUACUAUGGUACAUUUGCUACAGUGACAUCCAAAACAACGAACGGACAUGCUCCAGAAAAUUGGACCUAGACCCACUAAUAUAAAUUAAAAAUAAAUGUUUUGGCACUAAUUAUGUUUUGAGUACGAAAGACGAUGGUUCUAUUAGGACUAUGAUUAUUCUUCUCUAUAAGUGCACAUAAGCGUUGUUCAAAAUAGCUUCAUUAUAAUAUAAAUUAGGUAUGUGUUUUCUGUUAGCAUACUUAUUACUUUUGGACCAUUGUAUUUGACGAUCGACUUGAUUGUAUUGACAUUCAGGUCUAUGGAAAACUAUGACAAUAUUAUCAUUAAAGCUCUAAUUGGAUGGUCUCUAGAGAUGGUUAAUUUUCAAGUAAUAUUAUAGAUAAUAAUGCGUGCAUUUCACUAAAGCGAGUUAACCAUGUCGCGGGUAUUACAUAUUUGUAUAUUUAAGAUACAGUGUGUGAGGAUUACUUUAUUUUUAAUGACAAGAGCCAUCAGGCAGCUUCUAUUCUACCUAAAUCAAUACACAAAGUAUAAAUAAAUCGACACGUUUUAUAACACGCAAGAACUAAUAACCAUUAUCCAAUUAUGUACUUCAACUUAGCAUGGUUCUUAAAACGUUGAUAUUGUAUGCGAUUGUACAAUUAAACUGGUAUUAGUUCUAGACAUCGGCUAUAAUUAACCGAUAUUAAACACUACUACUACUGCUUAGCUUCGAGAAAUUCGACACCAGCAUUACACUGCGCGAUCUAAAAGUCCCCUGCAAAGCGACUUAACACACCAUAGACGGCACUUCUCAAAACCGCUUCAUAUUCGAGUUCUUAUAAGCACUUAAUGUCCUUCAGAGAACUUUUAUAACAACACUCGGGUGAUAAUUUUCCUAAUACGUACCCCGCACUUCUGGUUAAACAUAUUAAUUCACUCCGAGAACUCAUCAAGGGCUGAUUGUUUCUUAUUUAAUCGUUAUUUAUAGCUGGAACUACUGCAUCUCGUGUAUUUGUCGUGGCGUGGCGUAUAUUGUUUCUAGAGAACAAGAAGUGACAGCGGUGCGGUGGUGACAUUUCGCGCCAAUUCGAGCGUGGAGCGCGCUUGAGACGCCGUGGAGCGCGAAAUUGUCGCGAUAUUUCAUGUUAAAGUGGUUCAUAUAAGUUGGUGCAUCGCAGCGUUAUGACGACGUGUGUCCACAGUUCGGGUAGGUAAGGCUAAGGCCUUCAACGUUUCUCGGAAGGCGGACUUAAAAUUCCUGUUGAUGGUCAAUUAGUCUUAAUCUAUAGGUCGUUUGCGUCUUUUGGCCCAGGACUAGUUUUAGUGCGAAUUGAUAUUACGACUAAACACCUAAUUAAGAACUUUUUUAGACAUUAAUUCUCCGUACACUACUAUAAAUGACAAUGAAAAAACUGUCAGAUAAUAAAUAAUAACAUCUGCUUUUUAAUAGUUUAUUAGGAAGUGUAUCACAAAAAGUAAAUUACGAUAAAUAUCUAAUAUUAUUAAUCAUCACGCGGCCAUUACGCAAAGCUAUUAAAAAAAGUAACCGCAGAGCUUUCCUUGUAUUUUUUUUAAUCGACAAUCUCGGUCAUGGCGCAUGUGGCAGUAGUUUUUGCUCUGUGUAUUUACAAACAGAUCGGAAAGGGCCUGUUCCGGGAGGUUAUUACGAUAAUCACAUUUCUCACUAGUCGCUAGAGGUGGGCUGAGAUUUAAUGAUUGCAGCAAUCACUCAAAUGACUUGACUCUUUGUAUGACUCAUAUUAUACAGUGGUAAACUAUUCGGGGAUUUACUUCAGUAUUGGGUUUAAAAACCGCCUCCAGUCUUCGAUUAAAUUAUCUUCAAUGGCACGCCUAGCAAAGAAGACGGACGGUUCCGUUAGUUUUCAAAAACAGUUUAAAAAUAUACUUUGCGAUAAUACUUUUAAAAUUACAUUUUAUUUUAAUAUGAUCGGUUGGUCGCGACAUUCUAUACCUUUUUUCUCGGCGAGUCAACUCAGUGAGUCACCUCACCCCCCUAGCGGCUGUCUCGCUUUCGUUUCCGAGAAAGAGCGCGCGGUCUCCCCGCGAACUAUCAACUGGUUCGGGUGAUUAGCAUUUCCAGAAUUGAGAGAAAUAAAGAAGACUACUUGCCGACCACUCGGACGAUACGCGGAAGAUGGUAACGACUGCGGCUGCAGAGAACGCACUUUGAAAGAUGCUUUGAAAUUAUUAACGAAAUUUUCAGACUUACAUCCGUCUAUAAAAAUAAGUGUUUUAUCAAAAAAAAAAAUUGCUUUAUCAUUGCUAACCUAAGAAUCACGAAUAAUCAUUAUUUAGGUGCGACGGAGUAUAUUAUGAAAAUAGAUUAUGAUUUGUUAUAUUGGUUUUAUAGUUAGAAAAUAUAAUUAAUCAUAUGAAUUUUACUAUUAUAUUGGCAGAUCUGAAUAUAGUAAAAUAUGAAUAUAUUGUUGUUAGCAUGAUGGUUAUUGAUACAACUUAGGUUAAAACUAAAAUUUGAGGCACUAUCUAUUUCAGUUCGUAUACGUUAGAUCUGCUAUUUACUUAACCAUUACUCUCCAGUACUUUCUAAAAAAAUUAAUAUUUCGUAAUGAAAUAAGACAGUUUAUCAUAGAUUAUGGAGAAAAUUGAUGACUAAACUCGGUAUUUAAUACGUCAGCAACGAUAAAGAUUGUUUAACAUGUUAUCUGUCAUAAAACGUUUGUAGAUAAAGUUAUUUAUAUAGUCAUGGCUAUCGAUUCGUUAAUAAUACUACAGUUUUGCAUUGUAUAAGAAAUACGUGUCGCAUCUAUGCGAUAUAAGAAGAUAAAAUAUCUUGCAAAGUUAUUUUUUACUGCAACAGUUUUGAAUUAAAGGACUCCGUUUACCAGUAGAUAACCAAGCUAGUUACCUAGAAUAAAUAGACAGUCCGAAGUUUACUAGAGCUAUGUACAGGACAAACAACUUGGAUAGUAGGUACAACGUCCACACCGUUUUCUGUUAGCAUUCCUCCAAUAACAACAAGUUAUGCUAUCUUUACAAAUUAAGUAACUUAAUCCCACAAUUCUCUAAAAAAACAUGUAGAGACUGCAAAGAAAUAAGAUAGGUAAUUUGUUGACUGAUUCAGUAGCGAUUGCAUCACCGAACUAGGUCGUUUGCGGUAUGCGUAUGCGGGUGCUAUAGCAAAGAUAAGGUAUGUUAUUCUAUUUGCAUAUUUUGUGUAUUAUAUUAUACUAAAUGUUUUAUCUUUGAGGUGUAUGGGCCAAUGUCUAAGAAGUUUUGAGUGCGAGGAUGUAAUAUCCACCAGUCUUUAAAAAAAUAUUAGACAACGUAGAACCCACAGAGAACAGAACAUUCAUUAGGCGCCCCGCAGUUAAGCAUGUGCCACAACAACUGACAAUUAAUGAUAAUUUUAUUUCAUUCUUGUGGUUUAAAAAAGCAACUAGAUAUUGCAAUUAGCAUUCACUGGAAACUCCAAUUAUGUUCUAGUACGAGUAAAAUAUCGUGAAUGAACCUAUUAUUAUUAUGAAGUGCGUUCAUGGUAGAUAAUUUAGGUGCUUGAAAGUGAUUUAUCUUUAGAACAGCAAUGGUUUGUAAGUGAUAGAUACGAUUGCUUGUAGACGUAACGCAAGGGCACAGCGGGCGUGUCUCGCUAGAAACACCCAGCAAUGAAUAAGACUGAAAGGGGUUCUGUAGGCUAAAUUGUUGAAAUAAAUUACAAGGAAUGACCCGCUAGGUUUGCUAAGCUACUUAAAAAGAUACUAAAAACCUUGCAAUUUACUACACAUUUUAUUGGAGUUUUAAAAGUGUUUUAGAUAAAAUAACGGUGUUAACUUAUUGUCCGUAGCGAAGUUAAUUAUUUACAUUUAACAGAAUUAUACCAUAUUUUAAACUCGACUUUUUAUAAUAUUAGCUACAUAUAUUUUUCUAUGAACGAUAAAGGUUUCGUUGUAAUUAGUGCAAGUUAUCAACGUUCAGUCGAACUCCAUAUUUAUCUAUUCGGAAAUACCUAACUGCAGUCGAUUCUAAUUAAAUUCAUGGUAUGGAUAAAAAGUUGUGUAAUUUUACGAUAAAGACUGAGUAGGGAGCAAUCGAUAAACAGAAUGUCCGGAAUGUCAGGCUUUUUACUGCGAAUAUUAUCUAUCGGACCGGACAAUACCUUCAUAAAUAAAAAUAACGACACGCAACUGGUUUGUCAAUAGCUAUGUUGAUGUGAUUAUAUUAUAAUCGUAAAUAACCCGACUAUAAUGGAUUACUUCCGUUGUAAAUAUAAUUAGCGACGCUGAGGUCAACGCUCCGAUAAAAGAUUUUACAACUACCUAAUAUAAAUUAAUUUAUUUUACUUAACUAUCAUUUCUUGGAAGAAACACCUGAACAAUUAAUGGAAACAAAAUACUUAAAUCACAUAAUAUUACUGGUGAACUCUGUUUUUAAACCCAUUUAAAAUUAAAUCAUUUCUCAAUGUCACUCGUCUUUCGAUAACACGAUAAAUCCAUGACAGUGACUUCAAAGAUAUUAUUUAUGAAUAAAUAAUAAUCAUGAUGCAGCCGUGUUUUAUAGUACACGUCACUUUAAUCUCUCUUGUUUCCAACAUAAAAGAUAAUUAUAAGUUGUGGAAAUACCUACGAUUUAUUGUCACGUGUUUAGGCAAAGAGUUCAGAAAGUUAUAUUCAUCUUAGAAACAAGCUGUAAUUUACAUUUGCAACAGUAGCAGGUUCUUUGAAUCUUACAAUGCCCAACACAUUAAAGAUUCCCGAAGUGGGUAGUAAUAAAGCCUAAUGAUAAGAUUAUUCAAAAGAGCGUAGUGUGACGUGACAAGGCUCAGAAUGGGGACACAGUGGGCUUUGUAGACGACGCGGUGCCUUGUCCGUACAUUCUCACUCAAUUUCGGCACAUUCGUAUGCAGUGCACUGAGCUACAGUAAAUUCCUACAACUAGUGUGUCGGUAAACCGUUUUACAUUAUGGAUAGACUUGGAUUAAAGUUGCUUGGCACAGGCCUAAGCUUGAGGUCGAUUGAUCAGCAUUCAGGAUGGAGACAAUGCUAGCUGCCGGCUUGAUGCUUUAAACCAUUUAUAUACAACUACCGUACUUUAAAGUUAGGACCCAAAAGUGGUUCUUUUAAGAAAUUUUAUUAAAACAUGUGCUGAGUUAAGAAGAUCAUACUUUAGUAGGUAUAAUUAAUUAGAACCCAAGACGAUAAAAACGAUAACGGUAGUUUUUUCAUCGCAAAGACAGGCCCACGACUAUCACAGCUAAAGUCAUUGUAACUGAGUCAUGGAAUGUCUUAUUGAAUUCUAUGUUUUUGUUGUCAACGACAGAAAUUAUGAAUUAAUAAUAAAGGCAAGUAAAUGUGAUGUUUAGUUAAAACAUUAGCCUUAUAUGCUUAAAUCCUAGAUGACUGUUCACAACUUGUCGCACGGAUUCUGUAAAAGUCUUUGUUCUUGACAAACGCUGUCAAAUUCUUAAUAUAACUUAGUGUUGUCUAAUUACAGAACUUAAUACAACUUACAUUUGUAUUAUUCACGACGAAUGCGACGUGAUAAUUUAUGUAAUACUAAAUAAAAAUACCCACAGAAUGUAUCUUCUUGAAAUGUUAUUGUAAUUAGACGAUACCCUUGCCGGCUCUUGCCUGUAAACAUUUGACCUCAAUAAAAUGUACUAUAAUUAAGUGUAACGGGACAUACGUCAAUAAUUCCGUCAUUACAGUAUAGCACAUGUUGGACACAAUAUUACGCAAGGUUACAUGAGUAAAGUAAUAAAUAUGGCACGCCCCUGAAUGUUAGCAUAUCAAUCGCUUAUUAUAUUUAAAUUCGAGUAUACCCUCAUUUGAUGUAGUAAUGACCCAAAGCUAAAUCAAAGCAAUAGACUACUACAUUUUAGAAUUGAAGAUUAGUACAGGAAGCGUGAAAAAUUACAUUAAACCAUAAAUAAUCGUAAUGGCGGAAUUUAAAAUCUUAGAAAAUAGUAUAAUGUAUGUAACUACUUGUGUAAACAGAGGCCGGAAAUUGGUCCAUGCCGUGAUAGCGUCUAUCGAAGAAUUGCACUUUCCUCAAACAACGAACUUACAGUUACGUCAGAGAUUAUGUUCUAUUGGCAGCUGUUUAUAGGUGCUGUAUGUUAUAUGCCAUUGUUUUAGCUGCGUGUUUAAAGGGUUUUGGACUUUAUCAAUUAAGAUUGACAAACGUUUAAAGUUCCGCCUUGUGGAAAUUAUAUUUUUUAUUUGCAUCGUGUUCAAUGAAUUCCGUGUAUAAUUUGUCAAUCGUAAUUGAUCUUCUCCACAACACUUUAAUUAAAAUAAGUGACUAAUUUUAAACAACUAUUGUAGGUAUUAGGUAGCUCCAGCUUCUAUUAAAAUCGGCUAAAAUAAAUAUAUUGAUAUUAUGGUUUGUUAAUGAAAUUAUGUAUUUUGUAUAUAAAUUAGAAUAAGAUUUUUAAUGUAUAAACUGUAGUGCGUAAUCGGUAAAUAUUAUUGUCUAGUAAUACUUGCCUUUAGAUUUACGUUAAGUUUUGACUGAUUUAUUUUAAUCUACAUUAUGUAUCAUGUAGGUAGUAAAAGUGCCUGAACUUUGUGAAGACUGGAAAACUUUGAAAUGGUGUUAUGGAAACAGUAAAUGAAUGGGAAAUAGUUAUAUUAAACGUUUUCCCCGAUUUCAAGUAUGGUACUCCAGGCACUUUCACUUGCUCUUCUAGUUUAAAGCUAUACAUAUUUUUUACACUAAACCUACGCAUUUUUUUACAGUCAAUGCAAUGUUUGAACAUUAUUUUAGGUACAACAAGUAUAGUCAAUGUUUAACAAUGGAUUUGUAGUUACUAAUUAAUUGACUGUCUUAUAAUACACGACGCGAUCGAUGAUGUUGCACUGUAAAAGACUAUUACUAAGUUUAUAACUAAUCCGUCUCAUGUAAAUAAAGUCAGCAAUUGUUUACCUCCGCCAUCUGUACACAUCAUUUGUUGUAUGAAUCCGUUUUAAAUCUACGAUCUAAUUAAUGUUUGUCAAAUAAAUGGAAUACAAAUGUU
This is a messenger RNA of Pectinophora gossypiella (pink bollworm), 8533 nucleotides long. Its product is annotated as WASH complex subunit 1-like. Bases 161 to 1483 code for a protein of 440 amino acids. Gene Ontology annotation, cellular component: WASH complex; early endosome; recycling endosome. The record is from RefSeq and is a predicted model, not a curated record. The transcript is spliced from 6 exons. Gene Ontology annotation, molecular function: gamma-tubulin binding; actin binding; alpha-tubulin binding. Lineage: Eukaryota; Metazoa; Arthropoda; Insecta; Lepidoptera; Gelechiidae. Gene Ontology annotation, biological process: endocytic recycling; retrograde transport, endosome to Golgi; Arp2/3 complex-mediated actin nucleation.